This is a messenger RNA of Nycticebus coucang (slow loris), 4542 nucleotides long. It is a transcript of the gene PLEKHG1, whose product is annotated as pleckstrin homology and RhoGEF domain containing G1. The transcript is spliced from 16 exons. The record is from RefSeq and is a predicted model, not a curated record. Gene Ontology annotation, molecular function: guanyl-nucleotide exchange factor activity. Lineage: Eukaryota; Metazoa; Chordata; Mammalia; Primates; Lorisidae. The coding region runs from base 81 to 4442 and encodes 1453 amino acids.
UCUCCUGCAGUGACAGCCUGACAGGGGCUGCCCACGCCCCUGCAGGACCACGGCAGCUCGGGGAACAGCUGACCACCACCAUGGUGGGGGCUCUGGUCAGAGGAUGGAGAAAUCGGAGCUCUCCUCGGAGGGCUGAAUCAAAACUUCUCAUCCCACAGAGCCAAGAUGGAAGUCAGAUCCAGGAUGGACACCAGUUGCAUCUUGAAGGGCCAUCAGCUGUAACCAAAAUUCCACAUCCCAAGAAGACAUCCAGGCGUUCCCCAGAACUGAAGACCAUGGAGCUCUCUGACAGCGACCGACCCGUCAGCUUCGGCUCCACAUCGUCCUCAGCCUCCUCCCGAGACAGCCAUGGUUCCUUCGGCAGCAGAAUGACCUUAGUUUCAAAUAGCCACUUGGGUUUGUUUAACCAGGAUAAGGAAGCAGGGGCCAUAAAACUGGAGCUGAUGCCAGCCAGGCAGUUCUCCAGCAGUGACCUGCAGAGGGACAACCCCACUGGGCACCAGAACACAAACGAGGGUAGUGACAGGCAGCCCAGCACCCAGAGGAGGACAGACUCCAGCGGGGCACCCAAGACAGCGGCUGACUCGGCUCCCAGCCCCAAGCUCCUCUACGUGGACAGAGUUGUCCAGGAAAUUCUGGAGACUGAGAGGACUUAUGUGCAAGAUCUGAAAAGCAUCGUGGAGGAUUACCUUGACUGUAUCAGGGACCAAACAAAACUUCCCCUGGGGACUGAAGAAAGAUUAGCCCUUUUUGGAAACAUACAAGAUAUCUAUCACUUUAAUAGUGAACUUCUGCAAGAUUUGGAAAACUGUGAAAAUGAUCCUGUGGCCAUAGCAGAAUGUUUUGUGUCCAAGAGUGAAGAGUUCCACAUUUAUACGCAGUAUUGCACUAACUAUCCGAGAUCAGUCGCCGUGCUGACAGAGUGCAUGAGGAACAAGCUACUGGCCAAAUUCUUCAGGGAACGUCAGGAAACUCUGAAACACUCACUGCCUCUGGGGUCCUAUCUCUUGAAACCAGUUCAGCGGAUUCUCAAGUAUCAUCUCCUUCUGCACGAAAUAGAAAAUCACCUUGAUAAGGACACGGAAGGCUACGACGUGGUGCUGGAUGCCAUAGACACGAUGCAGCGAGUAGCCUGGCACAUCAAUGACAUGAAGCGGAAACACGAGCAUGCGGUCCGGUUACAGGAGAUACAGAGCUUGCUCACUAACUGGAAGGGGCCGGACCUGACCAGCUAUGGGGAACUGGUACUCGAGGGAACCUUCCGUAUCCAGCGGGCCAAGAAUGAGCGGACGCUCUUCCUUUUUGACAAGCUGCUUCUCAUCACAAAGAAGAGAGAUGACACGUUUACAUACAAAGCUCACAUCCUGUGCGGCAACCUCAUGCUCGUGGAGGUGAUUCCCAAGGAGCCGCUCAGCUUCAGCGUCUUCCACUACAAGAACCCCAAGCUGCAGCACACGGUUCAGGCUAAAUCCCAGCAAGACAAGCGGCUGUGGGUGCUGCACCUAAAGAGGCUGAUCCUGGAGAAUCAUGCGGCAAAGAUUCCGGCUAAGGCUAAGCAAGCAAUCCUGGAAAUGGAUGCCACCCACCACCCAGGCUUCUGUUACAGCCCCGAGGGGGAGACCAAAGCACUUUGUGGCUCUAAAGAAGGUUCUACUCCUUAUCGGCUGAGAAGAAAAUCUGAACCUUCCUCAAGAUCACAUAAAGUUUUGAAGACCAGUGAAACAACAGAAGACAUCCAAAAGGUUUCUAGAGAGGAAGGAUCUCCCCAGCUGACUUCAGCACGGCCAUCUCCUACCCAGAGGAACAGUCAGCCGAGCAGCUCUGCCGUGAUCGGUGUGUUUCGAGGGAGUGGAACCGCCAGAAACAUCUGGACAGAUCAUCAGGUCAGGCAAGCCUUGUUUCCUGGCCGCCGACCCCCACAGGAGGACGAGGAUGAUGAAGAUGAUUAUCAGAUGCUCGUGCCGUCCUUCUCCUCCUCAGAUUUGAACUCUGCCAGGCUGCGUGAAGAAAGCACGUCCAGCCGUCCUUGCAGCUGGCAUAUGGGACAGAUGGAGUCCAUGGAGAUGCCCAGCUCUGGUCACAGGAUUGUCAGGCGGGCCAGCAGUGCUGGUGAGAGCAAUACAUACCCUCCUGAAGUCAGAAUUAGGGACAGCGAUGGCUCUCAGUACAGCCCCCAGAGGGAGCUGCAGAACGGCCCCAAGAUGGAAGGACAGGAGGGGAUGACGCCCUUUGGGUCAUCCACAGAGUUAACUGUUGAUGACAUAGAGCAUGUCUAUGAUAACAUAAGUUAUGAGGACUUAAAACUAAUGGUGGCUAAACGAGAAGAAGCUGAAUCCACGCCCCCCAGAUCAGCUAGGGACUCCAUUCGCCCCAAGAGCACUCCAGAGCUAGCCUUCUCAAAGAGGCAAGCUGGCCACCCUAAGAGCUUUCUUCUCGCCCAGAAAGACGGAGCUCUCAUGGGUCGGGAGGCGUCCAGCCAAAGCACACACGAACUCCAGGUGGUUGAGGAAAACAUCUAUGACACUAUAGGGCUCCCAGAGCCACCACCACUGGAUUUCCAGUGCGGCAGCCUAAAGCGUCCAAAGAGGAGCACCUUUCUGGGUCUGGAAACUGACUUUGUGUGCUGUGACAGUCUGAGGCCCUUUGUUUCCCAGGACAGCCUCCAGUUCAGCGAGGAGCCGCCUUCCCGGAGGGGUGCCUCUGAUAAGGAUUAUUUGAGCCUACUGCACACCUCCAGCUGCGACUUGUCUCCUGCUGAUAAGCCUGUAUCUGAUAAACUGUCUGAGGAAGUAGAUGAAAUCUGGAAUGACCUGGAAAAUUACAUCAAGAAAAAUGAAGACAAGGCUCGAGACCGUCUCCUCGCCGCAUUUCCUGUAAGCAAAGAUGAUGUGCAAGGUGGGCUGCACGCUGAGAGCUCCCUGGAGCUGGGCCGGCACACGGCUCACUCCACAUCUGCACUGUCACUGCCCGAAAGCCAGGUUUUCCCCACACCAGGGAAAAGCAGGGUCGUCAGAGCAAGCCGGGUCAACUACCCAUUCGAAGAAGACCUGAUUUCUAGAGAAGGCUCCUUUGUGAGUCUUAACCGGCUCUCUGUGGCCAGUGAGAUGCCUCCUGUGGACAGUCCCUACGACUUGGCCGACAGCAGUCUGUCCCAAACAGACCCAGAAAACCCUGACCUGGCAAUGGAGGCUGCAGAUAAGACAAAAAGCAGGGUUUUCAUGAUGGCUCGGCAGUACAGCCAGAAGAUCAAGAAGGCAAAUCAGCUUUUAAAAGUGAAAAGUCCCGAGUUGGAACAGCCACCGGCCAGCCAGCAUCCUAAGUCCGCGCCCAGAGAUCUGGCAGCUAUCUUAGAAGAGAAGAGGCAAGGAGGGCCCGCCAUUGGUGCCAGGAUUGCUGAAUAUUCCCAACUGUAUGACCAGAUUGUAUUCAGAGAGACUCCCCUUAAAAUUCAGAAGGAUGACUGGGACAGCCCUCGAGAUUCCUCCCUCCUCAGGUCCUCAUCACCUUCCCAGGCCCAACAGCGUAGCAAGGAUUGGUUCCUGCAUUCAACCUAUAGUAAUGGAGAGUUAGCAGAUUUCUGUCCCCAGCCAGAGCAAGACUUGAGGUCAAGAUAUCCCACUUUAGAGAUCAGUACAAAAAGUCCUCCCAGACAGUUGUCUGCAGCUUGCUCUGUGCCUUCCCUGCAAACCUCCGACCCUCUGCCGGGCUCUGUGCAGCGGUACAGUGUCAUAGUCAGUCAACCCAACAAGGAGAACUUGUGUCAGGGCCAUCUUUACAACUCCAUGGGUCGGAAAGGAAUCAGUGCUAAAUAUCAGCCCUAUAACAGGUCCCAGUCGUCUUCCUCAAUCUUGAUAAACAAGUCCAUGGACUCCAUCAACUACCCUAGUGACCUGGAAAAGCAGCAGCUGCUGUCUCUGCAGCGAAAUUCAAGGUGUGAGAGUCACCAGAACUUGCUGCCGGGUCCUGCUGACUCACGUCAACAGGGCGCUGACAAGCUCUCAGAUCUCACGCUCCAAGACUCACAGAAAGUUCUGGUGGUAAAUAGAAGUUUGUCCUUAAAUGCCCAAAUAGCCACACAGAACUAUUUUUCCAAUUUCAAAGAGGCUGAAGGAGAGGAAGAUGACUAUGUGGAAAUAAAGUCGGAAGACGAUGAGUCAGAGCUGGAGCUGUCUCAGAACCGCAGAAGGAAGUCUGACUUGAAGAUGACGUGCGCUGGCUUUUCGGAUAACAGCAACAGCAACACGUCUUACCCCACCAACAGUCCGUGCACCACAAAAAAGCCAAUAAACAGCAAACUGGAGCUCUCCCCGUAUCUGACAUCGUGCAAUGAUUCUGACAAAUUGAGUGACUAUCUUUGGAGGGGACCAUCUCCCAACCAACAAAAUAUUGUACAGUCUCUAAGGGAAAAAUUUCAGUGUCUCAGUUCCAGCAGCUUUGCUUAAGGUUUUAGUAAGAGCUGCCUGAAUUAACUACUUCUUCCUAAAGAACAUUGCAGAUACUGAUGAGGUGUUUUGUAUCUACCAGAUUAAACCCAUUUUGUAA